AUGCCUACUCUUUUCUUCUUCAUUUUGGUAAUCAUUGUUUUGAUAUCGGCUCUUUCUUUCAUUGGGCUCUGGCAGGGUAAGAGGCAGCUCGGAAGCGUAUCGCCUCGAUGCAGAGGUGACAACCGUGGUCUGAAGACCUCAGAUCCGAAAUCCCUAUUAGAUAUCGAGGAACGCGAGAGCUUUGCAACUCGUCAGGAAGGAGAUGGAGGCGAUACGCUGCUUGAGACCGGGCAAGAAAAGCAGUCACCUCCUCCUACGUCUUCCCUUGGAUUGCCGCUGCGCGAACAAUGGUUGCACGCACUUCCACCGCCUCACGAAGACCUUCACAUCCAGCCAGCAUUCUGUCCAACAACCGCACAAUUCGGCAUCACGAGUGGCCAGCUCGCAAUGAUGGUGCGCCAGCAGGAUGGACGGGAUCAUCGAGACGAAAUCACGUUCCAAAAUUCACGUUCAGGGAGCCCACUUACAAGCCUUUCGCCAUCCCAGCCUUGUCCCAACGUUGAUGAAAAAGAAAAUAAGAACGUGGAGCUGAAAUUUGUUCGGUACUAUCUGGAAGCUGAUGUGCGCCAGGUCUGGAAACGGAAAAUCUUGGCUUGUGCUGGCAGCUACUAG
Messenger RNA from Endocarpon pusillum Z07020, 612 nucleotides. RefSeq lists its product as uncharacterized. The record is from RefSeq and is a predicted model, not a curated record. Lineage: Eukaryota; Fungi; Ascomycota; Eurotiomycetes; Verrucariales; Verrucariaceae. The transcript has a single exon. Bases 1 to 612 code for a protein of 203 amino acids.